GCAAUGCAUUGUGGGUACCGAGGCAACCGCAAAUACAAACACCUGAGACAGGUGAGCGGCCACGCCCAAACCUGUCCAAACCAGUCCAAACCAGUCCGGACCGGUCCGAGACGGCAGCCAUGGCGGCGCUGGCGCUCGCGGUGGCGCUCGGGGCGGUUUUGGUGGCCCUCGGGGGGGUUUUGGUGGCCGCGCUGGCCCGCAGGGGCUCGGAAGGGCCGAGGCUGACGGUGCCGGGAAGGGCGGUGGCGCACAGGGGAGGCGCAGGGGAGCGGAUCGAGAACACCAUGGAGGCCUUCGAGAACGCGGUCUCGGAGGGCUGCGAUUGGCUGGAGCUGGACGUGCGGCGCACCCGCGACGGCGUCGUCGUCGUCUGUCACGACCGGGAGCUGUCGCGACAGAGCGGCCGCCAUCUUGACGUCACCCAGACCGAUUACCAGGACCUGCCCUCGUACCGGAGCCCCCUGGAGGUGACGUUUUCACCAGGCUCGUUCUCCUCCGGCUGCGAUCGCCGCAUCCCCCGAUUGGUCGAGGUCUUCGAGCGCUUCCCGCGGCAGCCAAUGAGCAUCGAGGUCAAGGACGACGACGAUGACCUCAUCAAUGAGGUCACUGAGGGGGCGGGGCUUGGCUCGGGGGCAGUUUUGGGAGCCUUUUUUUAG
Messenger RNA from Motacilla alba alba, 656 nucleotides. RefSeq names its product lysophospholipase D GDPD3-like. Gene Ontology annotation, cellular component: endoplasmic reticulum membrane. Lineage: Eukaryota; Metazoa; Chordata; Aves; Passeriformes; Motacillidae. Bases 120 to 656 code for a protein of 178 amino acids. The record is from RefSeq and is a predicted model, not a curated record. The transcript has 6 exons. Gene Ontology annotation, molecular function: phosphatidylcholine lysophospholipase A1 activity; phosphoric diester hydrolase activity. Gene Ontology annotation, biological process: glycerophospholipid catabolic process.